AUGUUGAAGAAAUGGGCAAAGCCUUUUAUCGCGGUUCACGACAAAGAAGAAAAUGAAGAAGCCUUAGGGAAGAAGACGGAGAUGGGCGAACAGACUCUCCGGUUUGAUAGAGGCGGCUCAAUAGUUCAAGCCUGCCAAGAAAAAUAUAUUUUCACAAACGAGCAUUGA
This is a messenger RNA of Paraglomus occultum, 168 nucleotides long. The record is from the annotation of a GenBank genome assembly. Lineage: Eukaryota; Fungi; Glomeromycota; Glomeromycetes; Paraglomerales; Paraglomeraceae.